Molecule: messenger RNA, 276 nt
Organism: Prunus armeniaca (apricot)
Lineage: Eukaryota; Viridiplantae; Streptophyta; Magnoliopsida; Rosales; Rosaceae
Source: the annotation of a GenBank genome assembly
AUGCUCAACCACCGAGCACUUCCUAGCCUAAACUCAGCCUACCCAGACCCAAGUUCUAGCUUCACCCACUCCUGCCGAAGCUUCAACCACAACAACACCAAAUUUCAGAGGGUCCAGCAACUUCCAGAUUCAAGAAAGGGGCUGGGUGGAAGAAGAAUGAGGACUGAAACUCAACAGGUGCCAGGUCCGUUGUUGACUCAAAAGACACGCCUAGAUCCAGGUCAUGUUCCAAACCUGCCGAAAGGAGGGAGGCUUCGAAACUUCCUCUUCACAUAA